UCCGUCGCUUCUUCGUAGGUCCAUCCGAGGGUAAGUCGCACGUUUGUAGGUCUCAAAGGCUUGCAAUAGGUACCAUAGGUUUUGCCAGCUUGAGUUCAUCGUUGUCCCAAUAUCCUUAUCCCAGCGCCCGAUCCUCAAGGCUGUAGGCUUGAUUUAGUCCUAACGGAUUAGCCGUAACCGCUCCCGCGGUUUUUUUCCGGAAGGUGUGAAGUGCGCCAGCGCCUAGUUUCAAGGAUUCUUUCUUCGAAUGGCCGCUAUGAGGCUGUUUCUGAGUACGCAUUCGCCUCUUUGGCAUAGACUGGUUGCGUUGGUUCUCGCCCUUAGCUUCCUCGCCGUGCUAUCAUCGCCUCUCGCCAAUGCACAAGGGGUCGCCAAUACUCAAAAAUUUGCUCUCCAAGCGCUUGUUGACGCGUGGGGUCAGGCCCUGCCGCUGAGCCAGACGUGGUUCAACGCAUCGGACUGCUCGAAAUGGCUCGGUCUCACUUGCAACGCCCUUGGCGAAGUCACUUCCUUGGAGUUCUCAGGACGAGCCAAGCUGGCCGGAGCUUCGAUUCCCAACGCCGUGACUCAGCUUUCGGCUCUUCAGAAACUGGCUCUGGACCGCAACCUGCUCGUCGGCAAUAUCCCUGCUGACAUCGGAUUCUUAUCCGCACUGACGAACCUGUCCCUUGGCGGAAACGCCCUGAGUGGUGGUCUCCCAAGCAGCAUAUCCAAUCUGGUCAACCUGCAGACAUUGGAUGUGAGCUCUAACCGCCUGAUUGGAGCCCUCCCCAAUGCCUUCAACGGGCUCACUGCUCUCAGCACUCUGGCCCUCGGAUCUAAUCGGUUCUCUGGAGUUUUGCCUGCUUCUCUCUUCGACCUUUCCCAACUCCAGUCACUGCUUGUGGGAGGCAAUCAGUUCUCCGGUUUUCUUCCUAAGAGCAUCGUCGGCCUGCAGUCGCUCGUCGCAUUGGACGUUAGCCGCAAUCAGUUUUUCGGCAACCUCCCCGCCGCGGUUGGGUCCUUCACUAGCCUAGUCUUCCUUGACGUCAGCGACAACCAAUUCAGCGGGAGCCCCGUAUCCUCGUUCGCCUCUCCUUCACUCGCCAACGCCGCUCAGGCAACCUACGAUCUCAGCGGGAAUUACUUCAUCACCCCGCCAGUCCCCUACACGGCACUGUCCGCUGAAUUCUGCCCGUCGAAUCUCAAUGGCGGAUUCGCGCACGUGAAUCUCGCGCAUUUCGGCGCGUCCAGGUACAGCAGCCUGCGGGAAAAUUGCUUCCUCGGCGGAACUUGGAACGUCUUGGAAAGUUUCGCGCAGAGCAAGGUGAAGAGCAACAAGAAAGAUCCGGAGAGCCCCGCGGGGCGCAGCGGGGGGAGCGCCAGCGCGGGGACGGGCUGCAUUGUCGGCGCACAGCGGCGGGCGAUCGAAUGCGUCGCGUUUUGCGGAGCGGCGCUCCCCGCGGGUGCCUGCGGGGGUCUCGGCUAUUGCACCCUGACCGCGCCAUCCCUCACCCCCGCGUGUGUCUGUAACGACGGGAUGCACAAUGUUACCCUAUCUGUUCGCGUGGGCGGUGUUACUGUUACGUACCCUUCGUGCUCCGAGCAGCCUUCGCCGCUCCAAAGCCGGCGCUCCGCUUCCCCCCCGCCGUCGCCCCCUGACAACGACACCAUGCGGAUAAGGGAGUUCCGCGGAGCGAAACUGGAUGGUGCGGCGCAUCCAAGCGGGACGUACUAUAACGAGUAUUUCCGGUACAUGACCGUUGGGUUCUCAGGAACCACGGCGAGCCCGCAGUGGACCAUUCCGCCCUCCGUUGACUGGACGUCGCGCAUCCCCGCGGCUCUUCUCCCUGCCAAGAACCAAGGAGCUUGCUCCGCGUGCUGGAUCUUCGCCCCCGUGACAGCAAUGGAAGCAGCCUACGCCAUUGCGUACAACCUCGUGCCGCCCAGCAUAUCCGAGCAGAAGGCCAUCGACUGCCAGGGCACGUGGGCGUGCGAGGGUGGGAAGCCCAGCGACGCCUUUGACUACAUUGCUGCCAGCGGGGGUCUGCCUGCUAGUGAUACCUAUCCUUACACAGGCAGUCGCAACUCCACCUCGUGCAAGGGAGAUGACAAGGUCUCUGCGCGCUUCCAGCUCCGCCGUCUCCUCUCCGACAAAGGCUCUGCCACCACGAUCGUCACCAACUCACCCUCUGCUGAAAACACCAUCACUACCGCCUCCAUCCCCGCCCACCACUCCCGUAUGCUCGCCUCUCACAAGUCCAAGCAGCUUACCAGGCCUGUGCUUACCAAGGCCGCUGUGGGCCCUGGGGCCAGCAGCACGCCGCUUCCCCCCCACUCCAUCUCCAUGUUUGAGAGCAUUGGCAUCACUGGGUGGCUGGGCAUCACGCUGGCCGUCCAGAAGCAGCCUGUGGUGGUUUAUCUCGAGGCGCGUGCGGACUCCUUUAAGGGGUACGCGGGUGGGUUUGUGUACAACGACCCCAAGUGCUACAGCACCGGGGUGGUGGACCACCUGGUGGUGGUGGUGGGCUUUAACAUGAUGGACGCGGUGCCGUAUUGGAUCAUCCGCAACUCGUGGGGUCCGUCGUGGGGCGAGAACGGCUACAUGCGGAUUGCGAUUGCGGGCGGCGCGGGAAUCUGUGGGAUGAACACGAUGCCCGGCCUCUAUCCUGUCAUCACGACCCCUGAUCCGUGCAAGCCCAUCAACCCCUGCGGCGGCGGCACCUGCACAUCCACGCCCACCAACGAGAGCCAGCGCAACAAGUGCACAUGCCCCGCGGGAUUCGUCGCCGUCACCAACCUCGACAAGACGCAGACCUGCGCCCUAGCCAAGGUCUGCACGUUCUUUGCCAUCAACCCCUGCGGAUUCGGCACAUGUGUGGAGGACACAGACACCAAGGGCGGCUACACCUGCCUCUGCUCCGCGGGAUACACCCCCGGGUUGCUCGCUGGCGGGGCCGCCACCUGUGUCCCGGGCUCCCUGGUCACCGAAGUAGUGCUGCCUGUUGCCAUGUCCUGCGGCCUCGUUCGCACCACCUACCAGCUCUCCAAGAAGGAUUUCACGGCACUCAACCCGAAGCUCAAGUGCAGCGGUGACCUCCCUGCCGGCGCACCCAUUGUUGUCCGCAACUCCACCACCGCUGCGGCAGCACUGGGCUGUGUGGUCCCUUACAUAGUCGCCCAGGGUGACACGUGUGCAUCCAUCGCCACUCUCUUCAACGUGACCCAAGCUCAUCUCAACGGCACCAACCCCGACAUCGAGUGCAGCGCUCUCACACCUGGCCAGCAGAUCUGCAUGCAAACCGGCUCCCCGCAGCAACAGAGCUGCACCAGCUACUACACAGUCAACCCGGGAGAGACCUGCAGUGACGUCAUUAUCAACACCCAUCCUCCGAUCAGCGCCUCCCAGCUGUACCAGUACAACCCGGGGCUCAUCUGCUCCUCUGACGUGUCUCCGUCUCAUAGGCUCGUGGGACAAGAUGUGUGUGUGAGUUCCGUGGUGGUGGGAGAUGUUUACUGCGUCUACGGCAACUACACGGUGAUCCGGGGGAUACUUGUGCGGGCGUAUCGUGCAAGGCUUUCCGAUGCUCCAACAAUAUAAUGUAUUACUACAACCCUGGGUUCUAUUGCGGUACUUCUACACUUACAGUUGGCAAGGUGCUCUGCCGGCCGAAGCCAGUGUAGGGUGCAAUAGAUGUGGCACAACUGUGGAUAGGAGCUGCCUUUUGGGUGGACUCAAAGGUCAACCCGAAGCCAGUGUAGGGUGUAGUUGGUGUUGUUAACGUAAGAAUGAAUGAAUUGACUAGAAAGGGAAACACAUAACAAAUACCAGUUGGUUGUACUCACUGGAAGCACACACCUAGUCUAGCCUAUAACUUCUACAUAGAUAAUAUGUAUAGGUUGACACACCCCCUAGGCUAGAUAAGGGGUGGUGCUAAGUAAGAAGCAUGCAGCUCAGGGUGGCACUACCGUAAUCCCCCGUAUAUAAGACCCGCCGAAAUAGUCAGCCCAUGGGUGGCAUAUGCGGGGGAUAGCUUAUGAUAUGGCGCAUUUUUG
This is a messenger RNA of Closterium sp. NIES-67, 4035 nucleotides long. Lineage: Eukaryota; Viridiplantae; Streptophyta; Zygnematophyceae; Desmidiales; Closteriaceae. The record is from the annotation of a GenBank genome assembly.